AUGGCUCAGCAGGAGCAAGGAUGGCCGUUGGGUCUGAGACCAGUAAAUGCAAGAAUUGGAGGACUCACAAGAGAAACUCAUCAUCAUGAACAAGUUUCUGCUGGUUCCAUUUCCUUCAGCUCUCUUCACUCUCCUUCUCCCUCCUCUUCGUCUUCCUCCGAUCUUGAUUCUCAGUCGAUGGGAUCAUUUUUCCGCGAUAGGGGAUACACACUAGGAAACCUAAUGGGGAUAUCAAGCUUUCUAGAACUUUCAAGAAGAUCAAACCGAACAAGGAUUGAUCAAACAGCUUCGAGGAACCAUCAACAUCAGAAGAAUCUCAGAUCUUACAAGCCAUGGAUUUUCUCUAUAUGUUCCAAACUAAGCACACAUUCCACUAUCAUUCCCCAUAACAAAAUUACUAUAAACGAGAACAACGGUCGUAAGAAUGUGCAGUCUCUCGGACAUUUCCUCAUGGUGGAGAGACGAGCCAUCGGAUCAACCACACGGUCCACACCAACUAUGUGAAUGUCUGAGAAUUAAUAGCUAAGCAAGCUUGCUCGUUAAUGUUCGUGUUUGAAACCCUACUGAGAUUUGAAAUAGGAUUUGUUUUAUUGAUCAAAAUAACAAAUUCUGAUUGUAUUUUGUAUUUGUUUGUUUCAAAUGGUGUUGUAUUUGGGA
Eruca vesicaria subsp. sativa (arugula) is the source of this 657-nucleotide messenger RNA. The record is from the annotation of a GenBank genome assembly. Lineage: Eukaryota; Viridiplantae; Streptophyta; Magnoliopsida; Brassicales; Brassicaceae.